AUGGUGAUAUCAGACUGUGUUGACAUGCGACAGGCCAACCAAGCAAUCAUACGGGAACGUCAUCCGAUACCUGCAGUAGAUGAAAAUCUCCAGAACCUGAACCGAAGUAGUGUGUUUAGCAAACUUCUUACAGGUCAUAAGCCUUUAGAGUACAUUUAUUCAGCAAAGUCCAAACCAAAUGCAAGGAUCAGUAGAUGGGUGUUACGUUUACAACCAGAUCGAUUUAAAGUUGUCUACAUAAAAGGCAGGAAUAACAUAGCAGAUCCUUUAUCACGAUUGAUACAGGUGAAUGAGCGAAAAGUGGAACAGACUGAUACUGAUGAUUUCGUGAAACUGGUAACUUUACAUUCUGUUCCAAAAGCUAUGUCCGUUAAACAGAUAGAAGCAGAAUCUGCAAGUGAUCAAGUUCUUAAAAGUGUUCGCAAUUGUAUUCGAACAGGGACGUGGCCGAAAGGUGAGAACAAAGCACACAUGAUAGUGAAAAACGAACUGUCAGUUAUUGGAAAACUUGUGCUGAGAGGAACUCGAAUUGUUAUGCCUCAAACAAUACGAAACACAGCACUGAAAAUUGCCCAUGAAGGUCAUCCCGGAAUCGUGGUCAUGAAACGUCAUUUACGUACAAAGGUAUGGUGGUCAGAAAUGGAUCGAGAUGCUGAGGAUGUGUGUAAAAGAUGCCAUGCAUGUCAAGUUGUAAGUCAAACAUCCAAUCCAGAACCUGUGAAAAGUACGGAACUUCCAAAAGGACCGUGGCAGUUGAUUGGAGCUGAUCUGAUGGGACCUUUACCCUCAGGAGAUAGUCUAUUCAUAGUGGUGGAUUAUUAUAGCAGAUAUGUGGAAGUGGAAAUCAUGAGGAAAACGACGACCGAUAGGAUAAUAAGAAGUCUUCGCAGAAUGUUUCAAACGCAUGGUUUACCUCUACAAAUAGUAACCGAUAAUGGUCCUCAAUUCAUAAGUGGUGAAUUUAAGGAUUUCAUGGAACAACAGAACAUAGAACAUCGACGAGUGACUCCACUGUAG
This is a messenger RNA of Saccostrea cuccullata (small rock oyster), 1017 nucleotides long. RefSeq lists its product as uncharacterized. The record is from RefSeq and is a predicted model, not a curated record. Lineage: Eukaryota; Metazoa; Mollusca; Bivalvia; Ostreida; Ostreidae. The transcript has a single exon. The coding region runs from base 1 to 1017 and encodes 338 amino acids. Gene Ontology annotation, biological process: DNA integration. Gene Ontology annotation, molecular function: nucleic acid binding.